Perca fluviatilis (European perch) is the source of this 1089-nucleotide messenger RNA. It is a transcript of the gene aifm2, whose product is annotated as apoptosis inducing factor mitochondria associated 2. Gene Ontology annotation, biological process: positive regulation of apoptotic process; apoptotic mitochondrial changes. Gene Ontology annotation, molecular function: flavin adenine dinucleotide binding; electron-transferring-flavoprotein dehydrogenase activity. Lineage: Eukaryota; Metazoa; Chordata; Actinopteri; Perciformes; Percidae. The record is from RefSeq and is a predicted model, not a curated record. Gene Ontology annotation, cellular component: mitochondrion; cytoplasm.
GUCGUCAGAGGGGCGUUCAGAGGAGCAGGAAACAGAAACAGUAGAAGCCGUGAAUCAGAAGGGCUCUAACUUUAGAAACGAACAGAGAUUCAAUCAAUUAAACAUUUCUACCUUCUUCAACAGAGAGAGAGAGAGAGAGAGAGAUGGGGGGUCAGGUGUCUUCGUUGGAUGAGGUCCAUGUGGUAAUAGUUGGGGGGGGAUUUGGGGGCAUCGCCGCCGCUCAGCAGCUGAAAUCUCGACGAAUCAGCUUCACUCUGAUCGACAUGAGAGACUCUUUCCAUCACAACGUGGCGGCGCUCCGAGCCGCCGUCAAGCCCGGCUUCGCCGUGAGGACGUUCAUCCCGUACGGCGAGACGUUCGGAGACAGCUUCGUUCAGGGGAGAGUUCAGAGGGUCGACACCGAGAGACAGACAGUCGUCCUGCAGGGAGGGAGGGUGGUUCUGGUCCACUCCAGAAUCGGGCUUUGUGACCCGGAGCUUCUGCCCAGCGUCAGACAGGAAGCCAAAGAAGUUCUACUGGGGAAAGGGGUGGAGCUACUGCUGGGUCAGAAGGUGUCCAACCUGUCCCAGCUGCAGCUCAACGUGACCCAGAAGAACACGGUGGUGACCACGGAGCGUGGAGACAAACUGACCACGGACCUGAUCGUCUGCUGCACCGGGGGCCGGGUCAACGCCGCGGCCUACGCCUCCAGCUUCUCCGGCUGUCUGGCGGCUGAUGGCGCUCUGAAGGUCAACGACCACAUGCAGGUCGAAGGUUUCUCCAAACGUUUUUUGCGAGGCUACUGUGCCGAACAAGAGCCGAAGUUGGCGUAUCACGACUGCACGCCGACACGUAAUAACAUCAUCAUCAGUAACAGUGUGAGAGGGAAGGAGCUGACUUUAUAUCACACAGGUAACGUCACCAUGUUGCUGGCGAUGGGCCAUGACGACGGCGUGGGUCAGUUCAACGGGCUGAAGCUGCCUCGCUGCGUGGUCGCUCUCGGGAAGAGUCGAGAUCUGCUGCUGUGGAAGAGCUGGAGGGAGAUGCAGCAGAAACAGCCGAUAUAAUAUAAUAAUAUAUAUAAUAUAUAAUAUAUAUAUAGCCUAUAUA